This is a messenger RNA of Amoebophrya sp. A120, 5013 nucleotides long. The record is from the annotation of a GenBank genome assembly. NCBI's taxonomy places the organism in Eukaryota, Dinophyceae, Syndiniales, Amoebophryaceae.
CCUCAUCGUCCGACGAUGAUUAUAACAGCGGUGGGACCGGAACGACAACUGGCACCACCUCUGACGAAGACCAGUUCAUUUUUCACAAUCACGAACAGCAGCUGUAUGUAAACUUGGUGCAGAGAAACAAUAAUUCGACUCCAGGGCGAGCAGCUGUGCCACCAACUUUAUCACCAACAACGGUUGCCACACCUGGGGGAAGUACUGCUAGUAGUGCUAUUCCACGUGCUGCGUCAGUGCAGCUGGACUUGAAUGUCAAUAAUGUUGUCUUCCCACAGCAAGUAAUAAUCUCGCAACCCCAGAAUAACCGGUUCUCCCCACCGAACGCGAACCUGAGCCAGCCAACCCUGACGGCAUUGACGAGAACGGUGCCGGUGCCGUCGGUGCAUGGUCGCGACCAGCAAAUGCAAGUGGUCCCACCGCCACUGCACCAGUAUUUGGCACACCACGUAGUUGCGCACCAACAGAGCAGCAACCCGCAGCAUCAUCAUCUGCAGCAGCAGCCGCUGCUUCCCGUUCCCAGGGGAAAAGCCAUGCUGAAAGUCAACAUGAUGCGGCGAAUGCGGUCGACUUACGAGUUUAGGAAUGAAUUUCAAGAGGUUCUGGCGGAGCUGCUAGCGGGAAAUAACGCCGGGAAUCAAAAUCAUCACCAGUCUCCUGGAGCAGGAACCGGCGCAAAAAGUAGUUUCUUCCAUCCAAGUACUAGGUCUCUCGGAGCAGCAGGUACUCCUGGUGGCGGAGGCUCAUCUUCUUCUUAUCAAGCGAACCAUAAGCAAGUGUUUCGAAUGAAGAAGAAAAGCAUGAGCAAUCAUGACAUAACUGCUGACCACGGAGAUCGUGGAGGCCCGUUUAGAACCCUCAAUCUUGAGGACAAUGAUAGCGCAAGUGAACAAAGAACCUCGAUCCAGAGCUCCUUAACCGCGUUUUACCAUUCGCAAGGACCACCUGCGUUCGUUCUGAAUCCAUGGUCAGCCACUUCGAUGCUUCCGCCUUCUACCGCAAACGACUUCGGUGGAACGGGGACGGGAACGAGCACAGGGCUACUGUUAACGAUCUACCGCGACAACCUUUACGGCGCCUACGUCGUUUUCCUCGGGUUUUUCUGGGUAGUGGUGUUUCAAUUUCUGUUCGCGAUGUUUCUGUAUUUACGUAGGAGGAGUUGUAAAAGCAUCUGCAUCAGCACCAGCAGUUGUGGUGUGUCUCAUGGCCGUACAACUACACAAGCAGCCGCAAAAAGUGCAGGAGCUUUGGGGGAUAGACCACGAACGAGCGGCCCAGUUGUUGGGAAGAGCACACGGGGCUCGUUCAAAAGCAGUAGUACUAACAUCGUAUACGGUGCCGGCCAGAGCGGAGCUUCAUCACCAUCGUACCUGGAACAACAGUGGGCGCUGCUACGCCAGCUGCAAAUCUGCGUGAUGGAGGUUUUGUUUUGCAAUCACGACUACGGCACAUGGAUAAAGACGAAUCGAAAAGGAAAAGAACCAGGAACGAGAGCGCCAGCCCGUGAUGAUAUCGAAAGCAGAGUAGACGACGCCGAGUCAUGUGAUCCCGAGAUGUCGAGCGAGCACCAGGAUUAUACAAGCCGGGUCCGGCGUGGGCCACGAUGGCCGGGCAAUAUGGAGCAAGAAACUAUCUUUGAAGAUGAGGAAUUCUUUGACAAUGAACUAUCAGACACUCAGUCUCAUGACGAAGGUGACGACAUGUUUCUACAUAGCGGCUACAAUAGCAGUAGUUCGUGUCACCAUCCAAAUUCUCACUACGGCAAUCUUCUUCAUGACGAUUCAUCCGCUCACAACAGAAUGCGACGACGUCAAGGCAGCUACAACUACGCCCCUGCGGACCACAACUUCGCGCGUUCCUAUUCCUACUCUAGCUACGGACAGAAAAAGCCACAUUCGUUGUCCCGGCAAAGCACCAGCAGCAUCGUGAGCACGAAGGUCAAGUCUUGUUUUUUCGUAGACAAAGUCGAACGGCUCGUGCGGAAAUGUGGAAAACGGUUGCACUCCCUUGUACUAGAUUUCUUAGUUUCAUCCGGUGGAAAGAUGUCGACGAGCAGCUCUGCGUCUUCAUCUUCUCUAUCUUCCAGACGAAAGCUGCUCCGCAACACGACCAGUAUUCGCCAGCAACUGCAAAUUAGAUUCGAGGAGUUUGAGCUUUCUCUGCGGGUCCUGCAGACUAUCACUACGGGUUUAGUUGUUUUGCAGAUUUUUUUCGGCGCCUUCCAGCUAACUUGGGUCGCACUGAUUCACAUCACGUUGGAAUUGCUGUGGGUGUUUUGGGUAGCAGGCAAGUACGUCGAAAUAACGGAAGGAGGUACAGGGGAGGUGGAGGAAGAAAAUACAACCUCGAUUGGUACAAGAUAUUACGGAAAGCAAACGUAUCGAGGGCGCGCCUAUUCAGCUGCAUUGCCAAUCUUUGACACCCCUCGAAAAAAGGGCAGCCGGGUACUGCAACCUGAAAAGCAGAAUCAGAUGCCGCAGUCCUCUUCAUAUGCCAUUCAUGCAACAUCAGGAGCCCGGCCUUCGUUUGCACUGCGAAGAGCGCACACUACUCCAGCUGGCUCGGCGUCCGCUGCCUCAUCGCAUGCGGGUUCGAGCCCCGCCGAAUCUGACCCUAUCUCCAAUUCACAGCGCCAACACUUGGACAAUCUGAUCCAGCAUGACGAUGCGCGGCUUCUUUGUUCCAUUCCGGAAUAUACGGUGGGAGGCGGGCCGGGUUUUAUUUCUCCAGACAAGCAAGAGCAAGGCCAAGAGCUGCUUUCUUCUUCGGAAGACCAGGAUCCGGACCACGCAGGUCUCAGUUCGUGUGACGACGAGGAGCACCAGCAACAACGCUACCAGCGGCGAAACCCGAACCAAACCCGAAAUGGAAACAGCACGGCCCUCUCCAUGCAGCUACAUCACUUUGUUCCCAACCUCCACGGCGCACCACUUCAGCAUGGAGGGGCGUUUUUUCUGGCACCGCCACAUGACCAAAUGAACAGUCAUUUUCGUUUCGCGCAUGGACACGAUCCAGCACCCUCCUUGCGGCCCAGUGCCGCGUUCUAUCAACGCCAAGGCACGACCCCAUUACUAGAUCAGGAAGAAGUCGAUUACUAUCCCGCAGCCCUACCAAGCAGUGCCUAUGGCCGGUCGCCAGGAGGGGGAACGAGGAAAAUGAAAAGUUCACCACUAGAUCCACGGAGAGAUAAUUUUUCUGAUCAGGCACGGCAGCACCCGUCCAGCGUUUUCUUUUACCCGUCGAACAUUCACAACACUGACGGGAGAGGCCCCGGACAGCAGAAUCGUGAGACGGAAACAGCUCUCCUAGUGCGAGAAGCUGAGAAUCACAACGACAAUCUCAGGAGGAUGGCGAUGAAUACGACGGAUCUUAUCCUCGUCCAGAUGAAUCAACAUUGCUCGCCUUUUGUAGAAAAAUCCUCCGCUUCAAGGUUGGGAAGACAUCGACAAGGACCGGAGAACAAGACCACAACCGAAGAUCAUCACGGUAGAUGCGUAGUAGACCACAACAAUCCUUUUUCUGCACUGGAAAGCCGGGUUUUGCAGCACGCGCAGGAAUGGUCUUCCUCAUCCGCCGACGAUCUGACGAAUGAGUCGAGUUCCAAAGAAGAAUUCGGGUCCUUCGAGACACAAGGUGAUGAAAACGAGGAGUGUGAUGAUCAUCGCAAAAAUUAUGCGACUGCUGCUGGUCGGGGUCGGCCUGAUGGGGCCAGCACCACGUCUACUUCACAAAGAGAAGAAGAUCUUGACGUCGAGGGAGGUGGUGUGAAACAAAUCAUUUCGCUGACUUCAUCAAACGAAACGAUGUCGAGGCGGAGAGCAGCUUCCUUACGCCGACGAAGUUCUGGCGACGGAAAGGACGACGUUCCUUCUCUGAUCGAUCUUGUUUCCUCCGAAGAAUUUGUACACCGUGGGCUGCAAAAUUCUCGAAACUGCGAUCAUAUUUCCGUCUCGCCUGCGUCCGGUCCGUCGUCUCGGAGUGUUGUGUCGAUUUGUUCACUCGUUCAACGGCCCGACGAGCUGAGCACCGACAGGCGCGACCACCCAAAGAGCAGCAGCCAUAGAGUAGAUGAACGGCAAUUAUCGUCGGCGGCAACGAAGCGUCUGCUAGGUCAAAUGCAGCAGAGCACCGAUGACAAUAGGCAAGUAUACUCUAUUGCGCUUCACGACACAAGGAGCCAUAUACUGUCUUCACCGCCCACCGCAGUGCUUGCAGGUAGUGCAAGUGCGGACUUGGUCGCGAGUACCUCGCUAGAGACGCGAAAGGAAGACGGCGUUUCGGCUGCUUACACGAGGACCACGCAUGGCGGGCCGACAAGAACAUCACAGCGACUACCUAGUGGCAGUGCAGCAGCCCGAACGUGGCACCCGAUCCCGUUCGUGGCACCACCCGGAUCUGAAGAGGACAGCGCUUGUAGUGCAGACCAACUGGCUCUUCAGUUGUACCCUGCGGCACCUUCCGCCCGGCGAGGGACAAGUACGUGGAAAGCUACAGGAAGCUGCGAUGACAUCCAUGACCAUGCGGUGGUGGACGAGGGAGUGCCAGUCGCUUUCAGCGGUCGGAAGCAUCAUACUGCCCGAUAUAAUUACACUAGGGAAAGAAGCGCGAGUUUGCCCUCUCCAGAACUGCAGCAGCAAGAUGAGACAGGUGGUGAUUUCCUUACGAUCACGCACGGUGGCGCUUUGACAAGAAAAGUUGAAGACGACCGCAUUGACGAUACUAUUAAGAACAAAGUCAAAGUAGAAGAUCAGUCCUUAAUUUCGAUUCGCCCAGACACACAGGAUCCUCGUCCGAAGACUGAAACUGGAGCUAGUAUGAGAAAUUGCGCGAGAACUUCUUCCGGUAGGAAGUCAGAACUCGGGGGUUCAAAUCGAACCACAGGAGUGACAACUCGUUUCAGUAAAAAUGAACUCCGAAAACUUGAGUGCUUUGUGUGUCGACUGUGGAUAUUUACCUGCAUAGGCGUGUUUGCACUCCUGUGGUUGUUUUUCAAGUGUUGCUAAAUGAAUAUUG